Aplysia californica (California sea hare) is the source of this 1808-nucleotide messenger RNA. RefSeq names its product coiled-coil-helix-coiled-coil-helix domain-containing protein 7. The record is from RefSeq and is a predicted model, not a curated record. Lineage: Eukaryota; Metazoa; Mollusca; Gastropoda; Aplysiida; Aplysiidae. The coding region runs from base 151 to 462 and encodes 103 amino acids. The transcript has 3 exons.
GUGUUGCUUAGAACAAUAAAAAUCACAAUGGCUGCGCCCAUAGAUACGAACUGAAAGUAGACGCCCAAGAAGAGUGUACCCAAAAAUCUUUGAUAAAAUCUUGUUGGGAGGAUCAAAACCUGCUACAAUUGUUGGAAACAGGUGUAUUCAAUGGCAGAUAACAACAAGGUCUUGCGAGUUGGAAAAGAAGGCUCUCUUAAGAGAGAAGACUAUGCAACCCUUCGACACAGAAAGGACCCUUGCGUAAAGGAACAUGACAUGGCUUUGAAGUGCCUGGAUGAUGGUGGAUAUGACCGUAGCAAAUGUGAAGACUUUUUUACCAAUUACAGAAAUUGUCGUAAAUUUUGGAAAUUCGUCUCUGAUGACAGAAGGAAGAAGGGCAUAACACCAUACUUGCCUCCCCCUGAGGAACGUGAGCAAGUCAAGACAGAAUAUCUUCAUCAGCUGCAUGACAAACUUUGAAGACUGGUCCUGCAAGUGUAACAGACUUUUGCCUGAUUACUGUGAUUAGGGUCAACUUUGAACAGAGUGUGACUGCUCAUUUUCUGGUUUACUAGACUUUUCCAUUAUAGUGAAUAAUUGUCUGGUAUGCCAUAAAAUGUCUGUUGCUUUGCAAUCAAAGUGAGGUUGGUGUGUCAAGAGUUGAUAUAUUAUUAUGAUGUGAAUGUUAUCAGAAUUGAUGGCAUAAUUCAAAUAUUGGCUAUUAUUAAAAAGGAUAGAAAAAAAAAUGUAAACAGUGUUUGCAGAACAUUCUGCUGAUAAAAGUAGUUUCAGUCUCUGUUUUGCUGUAAAUAAUGUGGAUAAUGAAGUGUCAGCAGAGAGACAGGGAAAGUUUUGAAGCAUGAGAGGGACAAAAAGUAAGAAUGGUUUAGUUUGUGAGUGACACAUGUUGUAAGAGUGAAUGGUUAAAUGAUGUUUAGUGUCUCAGACUUUGAAUUUUUUCAGUUUAGGUGUUCUCACUUACAUUGCCUUGGAUUAAGGCUUUUUCAAGUUUCAAAUACUUUAUUCUUUACAGUACAGGGGACAUUUAUCUCCUGUGUACGGAUGCCUUUAAAACCUUGACUUAUUUGAUGUUUAAAUGGCUGUUUAAAGUAUUUUGGGCUCUGAUUCACCGGUUAUCUGUCUUAUACUUAAAUCUUCACAUUAGUCCCAAGUGGCUGCAAGCUGAGUUUUCUAUACUCAGUGCAAGGGAUGGUCUGAAUUGUUCGGCUUAUUGGUUUAUCUAGACUAUGUUCUUUGAAGUGCACUGUAUGUCUUUUAAAUAUUAAAUUGGUUCUGUGUAUAAGAUACUAAAUGUCUUUUAUGAACUAUUGUUGAACAUCAAUAGAAAAGACCGUAAGCAAUAAAAUAGAAUAAUAAUAGAAAACAGAAAUUAAAAAUGAGUGUUUUAUGAUGAACUGAAAUAGGGUGUUGACUGAGGAACGUUGAAAAAAUUUAUGUAAUUCACCAAUUGUCUGCAGGUUGAGCAAAAGACGUUACAAAAUCACAUGGUUUGAAGUGCAAGUAGGUAUGGGUAUUGUGUGUUGAGUAUAAAAUCUUUUUAUGUUGAGAGGGCCUACUAGACUGUGACAAGCAUUGGUCUUACUAUAUGUCAAAGAAGGGACUUAAACCAUGUUACAAAAAGGAAUGAGAGACUGGUAGUAGUAUAUAUAAUAAUUUUUUUCUUCCUUCACAAUUCUUCCACAUCCACAGAGUAAAGAAGAUAAUGUGUCAAGUCCUAGGUGUAAGUGAUUGUCAGAUGAGCGAAUGAGAUGUAAGAUGUGUCAAAUUUGAGUUGGAUGGAGUUUGAAUAAAAAGUAUAUUUUUUA